AUGUUCUCAUUAGCCACAAAGUUCAUGAUCAAGUUCCCCACAAAAUUCACAUCCAUAAACACUACUGUUUUUCCAAGAAGUUAUACUUUGAGAUCAUUAGCUACAAAACCAUGCAAUUCCAUCAAACUUUUCAAUGAACACAAAAGUUCAAGCAAGAACACUCCUGCUGUUAUUGUUUUCGACGAAGAAACCACGGGACUUAGCCGGAAAUACGAUCGAAUUAUCGAGCUCGCUGCUCGAGAUCUUCGAGGAGGCAUCAACAGCACAUUUGAAACUCUUAUCAAUCCUGAAAUCCAUGUGAGGAAUUCUCAUGUUCAUGGUAUCACUACUCAAAUGGUUUGCAAUCCUAACGUGCCACGGUUUGAGGAAGUGAUACCGAAAUUUAUUAAAUUUGUGGAUGAUUGUCAAAAGGAUAGAAAUGGAGUAUUAUUAGUAGCACAUAAUGGGAGGAGAUUUGAUGUUCCAUUUUUAAUCAAGGAGUUUGAGAGAUAUUCAAUGGAGGUUCCUUUGAAAUGGUUGUUCUUAGAUACAUUGACUCUUGUUAAGCGACUAAUGAAUCAAGAUGGAAGGAAGCUGAGAUCAUUAUCACUGAGAUCAUUGGGUCAACAUUAUGGGAUUCAAUCUGAGGGAGAACACAGAGCCAUGCAAGACCUGAACACAUUGAGUUAUGUUCUACAGAGCAUUACAAUGGACUUUAAACUCAGUGUUGAUGAUCUACUUCAAUUUUCCUUCACAGCUUCUCAUUUAUCAUCUUCACCUUCAUGA
Messenger RNA from Dioscorea cayenensis subsp. rotundata (Guinea yam), 765 nucleotides. RefSeq names its product exonuclease DPD1, chloroplastic/mitochondrial-like. Gene Ontology annotation, biological process: DNA catabolic process. NCBI's taxonomy places the organism in Eukaryota, Viridiplantae, Streptophyta, Magnoliopsida, Dioscoreales, Dioscoreaceae. Gene Ontology annotation, cellular component: cytoplasm. The record is from RefSeq and is a predicted model, not a curated record. Gene Ontology annotation, molecular function: 3'-5'-DNA exonuclease activity; nucleic acid binding.